Symphalangus syndactylus (siamang) is the source of this 4354-nucleotide messenger RNA. RefSeq lists its product as uncharacterized. NCBI's taxonomy places the organism in Eukaryota, Metazoa, Chordata, Mammalia, Primates, Hylobatidae. The record is from RefSeq and is a predicted model, not a curated record.
CUUGUAAAUAGCAGUGAGAGCUGUAAGGCCCUGGCUCGGCUGCCUCGCCCUGGGCUGCAGACCCCCAGUUUGUUGUGGGUUUCCUGCCUUUUCACUCACCGCCCCCUGGCCUCUGCCCAGGCCCACCCUGCAUAUGCCCUGCCUGGCAGCCCCUCCAUGGGGCAUGGCCAUGGCCUCUCCCCUGUGAAAGCCCCGCUCCCACGUGGCAGCGGCCCAGGCUCUCUGCCUCAGUUUCCCUAUCCCACGCAGCUGCCUCCUCGGGCCUUGGACCCCUCCAGGGGCUUCCUCUCUGCCUUCCUCUUCUGUGUCCCAGUGGAUGCUGAGGGCUGUGGGGGCACCUCCAGGCAUGUCGCCUUCCCUGAUGUAGCCAGGUCACCGCGUGCUCGGGGAGGGGCCACCUCUGAGCUGGGCAGGGGUUGGUGUGGAUGUGGCCCCCUCAGCAGGCACAACCCUGGCUGUCCUGUGGUACCCUGACCACACACCUGUCCCUCUGGGGAUGGGCCCAGACCCCCUCACCCUUCCGUUCAUCCACCACCUCCUCUGAGGUCAUCUGUGGGCCCCAGCCCUGCACCUGUGUGGGAUGAGGCCGUUACCUCCCCUGGAGAGACCGCCCUCAGGGCCGGGGAGUGCAUGGGACCCUGGCUUCGCCUCAGCACAGAGCUGACUCUCCCUGCACAGGCACCCACGGGCUUCUACAGCCUUUUCUCCACCUAAGCAGAGUGGGAUGUCUUCAAAGUGCAACACCCCAGCUAGCAGGGUCCCCGGAACAGCCUCAGCGCCCCCCGGAACAGCCUCGGCGUGCCCGGAACAGACAUGGCACUCCCUGGAACAGCCUCGGCGUCUCCUGGAACAGACAUGGCACUCCCUGGAACGGACAUGGCGCUCCCCGGAACAGCCUUGGCGCCCCCUGGAACAGACAUGGCACUCCCCGGAACAGCCUCAGCGCCCCCUGGAACGGACAUGGCACUCCCUGGAACAGCCUCGGCGUCUCCUGGAACAGACAUGGCGCUCCCCGGAACAGCCUCGGCGCCUCCUGGAACAGACAUGGCACUCCCCGGAACAGCCUCAGCGCCCCCUGGAACGGACAUGGCACUCCCUGGAACAGCCUCGGCGUCUCCUGGAGCAGACAUGGUGCUCCCCGGAACAGCCUCGGCGCCUCCUGGAACAGACAUGGCACUCCCUGGAACAGACAUGGCACUCCCUGGAACGGACAUGGCGCUCCCCGGAACAGCCUCAGCGCCCCCUGGAACGGACAUGGCACUCCCUGGAACAGCCUCGGCGUCUCCUGGAACAGACAUGGCACUCCCCGGAACAGCCUCGGCGCCCCCCGGAACAGCCUCGGCGACCCCUGGAACAGACAUGGCACUCCCCGGAACAGCCUCGGCGCCCCCGGAACAGACAUGGCACUCCCCAGAACAGCCUCGGCACCCCCUGGAACAGACAUGGCACUCCCCAGAACAGCCUCGGUGCCCCCUGGAACAGACAUGGCACUCCCCGGAACAGCCUUGGCACCUCCUGGAACAGCCUUGGCGCCCCCCGGAACAGACAUGGCACUCCCCUGAACAGACAUGGCACUCCCCGGAACAGACAUGGCACUCCCUGGAACAGACAUGGCACUCCCCGGAACAGCCUCGGCACCCCCGGAACGGACGUGGCACUCCCCAGAACAGCCUCGACACCCCCUGGAACAGACAUGCCACUCCCUGGAACAGCCUCGGCGCCCCCUGGAACAGACAUGGUGCUCCCUGGAACAGACAUGGCGCUCCCUGGAACAGACAUGGCGCUCCCCGGAACAGACAUGCCACUCCCUGGAACAGCCUUGGCUCCCCUGGAACAGCCUCGGCGUGCCCAGAACAGACAUGGCACUCCCCGGAACAGCCUCGGCACCCCCCAGAACAGCCUCGGCACCCCCUGGAACAGCCUCGGCACCCCCUGGAACGGACAUGGCGCCCCCCGGAACAGCCUCAGCGCCCCCGGAACAGACAUGGCACUCCCUGGAACAGCCUCGAUGCCCCCUGGAACAGCCUUGGCGCCCCCCGGAACAGCCUUGGCGCCCCCAGAACAGACAUGGCCUCCCCUGGAACAGCCUGGUGCUCCCUGGAACAGACACGGUCCCCCCAGAACAGACACAGAGCCCCCGGAACAGCCUCGGCGCCCUCUGGAGCAGACAAGGCCCCCCCUGGAACAGCCUGGUGCUCCCUGGGACAGACACAGUGCCCUCUGGAACAGUCUGGCGCCUCCUGGAAUGGCCACAUCCCCCCAUCCUUCCUGUGCCGCGUUAGGCAUCUGCCCUUACGUGGUUAGUGUCCAGCUCUGUCAACAAGGCCAGCCCCACAAGAGGCCCCAGCUCAACCCUCCCAGUGGGCUCCCCUACUCAGGCUCUGGGUCAGCUUCUUCCCGGGAGGUGUGCUGGCCCCUGUGCUGGCCCCGCCUCGCUGCCUGGACACCUGUCCGUGCCACCCUGGUCACCGAGCAGGACAUCCGUGUCUGUAGCCCCUGGGACGCUGCCCCUGACAGCCAGGCCUGGGUUUGUCCUUUUAGGUAGAGUGCCUGGUCCAGGUCAUGGGGGGAGAGUCCACGUGGCCACCUCUGGCCUGUUCUAGAGAGGCCCUCCCGCACCGGGUCAGGAGACAUCGUCAGGGGACAGGAGAAGGGGGCUGAGCUCUCUCCCUCCCCCGAGGCCAGGAAACAUUCUCCAUCCAAACGUCCACUGCGCUCACAGAUUCCUUUCCUCCUAAAACUUCAGCCUUGGCCAGGUGCGGUGGCUCACGCCUGUAAUCCCAGUACUGUGGGAGGUCGAGGCGGGAGUAUCACGAGGUCAGAAGAUCGAGACCAUCCUGGCCAACAUGGUGAAACUCCAUCUCUACUAAAAAUACAAAAAUUAGCUGGACAUGGUGGCGGGCGCCUGUAGUCCCAGCUACUCGGGAGGCUGAGGCAGGAGAACUGCUUGAACCCAGGAGGCGGAGGUUCCAGUGAGCCGAGGUCGUGUCAUUGCACUCUAGCCUGGGGGACAGAGCGAGACUCCAUCUCAAGAAAAAUAAAAACCUUCAGCUUUUGCACGAUCAGGCGCAGUUGAGGUCAGAAAGGCCACGUUGCCCACGUCCACCUGGUUCGGAGUUUCCAGGCGGCGCUUGAGCCUUCCUUGGGAAAUUCAGAGUUCCACAGACGGCAGUGAACUGCGGCUCGGCACCAGGGCCCGCGGGCGGUGGGGUGGGGCAGGGAGGCCGGCCCUCUGGCAGAUGCAGCAGCUCCAGGAAGCCUGCCGGUCUGGGUCCCCUUUCCGUCCACAUCCGCCGCUCCUCCCGGUCUUGCUGGGCUCCAGACAAUGGGAGCCUCCAAGGCUGAGGCUGCCCUGGCUUCCCGGAGGAGGCCCCUGCCCUACAGCUUGGGCCUGCUGAGGUGCCUGGGGCUGGGGACAUGGCCAGCCUCACAUCCAGCGUCCACACUCCAGACGGGCUCCUCAGCACCCACCCAGCGUGGACACGGCAGGGAACAGGGCGGGGCCCGCAGGAGAGGCCACUUUGCCUACGAAGCACCAUGAUGAGCACAUGCCGCUCUCGUAAUGCACAGUGAAUGCGCAGGUUCCUGGAGACGCCUCCCUCUCAGCGGCCUCACUGGUGGGCUGUGGCUGUGGGUGGACGUGGGGACACUUGAGGAAGGGCAGCAGCCAAGGCCCUGCUGGGAGCAGGGAAAGGAGAAGCUGCCGAGGCCGCCCUGCCCCUCUCCAUGCCGAGCAGGCCACCUCCACCCCACCAUGGGUGCCCCAGAGGUGUGGGCACCAGAUCCGCCUCCAGGACCCUGGGGACGGGCUUGUCCCAGUCCCACGACGAGGUCACAGGCACUUUUUGGCAGCCUCUGGGCCACCCUCACUGUGUCCUCGCCCCCUGCCCUCAGCGUCCACUGGCCUUGACCUGGCCAGGAGGCCCCCGGGGCCUUUCUCUCCUCGGCUCCACUGAAGGAGGCUGAGCUGGCCUGGCCCGGCGCCUGCCCAGGCCCAGCUGGCAGUGGGGGUGGCGCUUUCUCUGCCUCCAAGGCUGCGGAGCCAAACCUCAGGCUGUGACAUGAGGGUGACGUGAGGGAGACAGGAGGGAAGUCACAGCUGGCCUCAUAAAACCGUGAAAACGCCCUCCCACACCUGCCAGCAGAGAGGGCUCAUCUUCCUCACUGUGUGACCGGGCCACGCUACCUAACCUCUCUGUUUUCUCAUCUGAAUGAUGAUUCUGACACCAAUACUGGGCCUCAUUUCUGUGUGAAUAUUGAAGGAGUUAAUUUAUGUAAAACCACCCAGAACAUACUGUUAUCUUUUUAGUUAUUUAUUUGUGUAAUUUUUAUUUAUUUAUUUAUUUUUUUUUUG